Molecule: messenger RNA, 2424 nt
Organism: Heterocephalus glaber (naked mole-rat)
Lineage: Eukaryota; Metazoa; Chordata; Mammalia; Rodentia; Bathyergidae
Source: RefSeq, a predicted model, not a curated record
GUCCCAGAUCACACUUUCAGAACUGGCCCUCUAUAACGUGCAGGAAAGGACCACGUCUACUUUUGUUUCACUCAUCCUGAGCACCCUGCUCAGGGGAGCGGGCAAUAAGGAAUGAUGAAGAAACUUCUGGGCCACCGGUUCCCCAUCCUGGGCCAACAGCCCCAGCCUCCGUAGCAGCCGAACUCCAGUCUUUCUCCACCCCUGCAAGCGACCCCGCCUCUGGGCCUUUGUGACGUCACAGCGGGACCGGAUAAUGGUUGCCUUGGCAACGUAAACGCAGGGCCCAGAAGCGCACAUUGGAGAACCGUGGAGCUAAGCCUUCGGAGCGAACCCGGGCGCGCGUGGCCGGUGCGCGAGCCCUGGGCUGGCUUAGGGGGUGAGACUCUCCUUCAGCCAACGUUAAGCUUUGAGUCGACCCAUUGGUCCCCAGCCAGGAUGUCCAAGAUAUCGCCCACUAGGGUCUCCAACAAUGUGACCCAUGACAGGAAGAGUCUGGAAUCCAAGAACGGUUCUUCUUCAGUCACUGAAAAAUUGGAGAAAGGUGCAAAAACAGGCAAAGGAGCGAGAGCAGAAGAAGAAGAUGCGGGUACACGAGAAAAUGACAUAUGCCUCCAAGUUGUCUGCCAAGAACAGCAGCCUACGGCAGGAGCUGCAGCUCCAAGAGGAGAUGGAUGCCCAGGCGCUGCUGGCCAAGGUCAAGCAGCUGCAAACAUUUGGUGACAACACGGCCUGGAAGCUGAUCAUGACCAAAGAAAAGAAAUUGGAACCUGAUUCGAUAAGCAAGUACAUUGACCAGAAUCGAAAGAUGUUUCUCAUCCAGUAUUCCCUGGAUAUGAAACGCAGUGAGAUCCGGCGGCUAGAGAUGCUGGCAACCUGGGAGGAGACCAAGCUGGAGCAGGCUGAGAAGUCUCUGGAGAAGGACGCAGCCUUGUUUGAUGAGUUCCUCAGGGAGAAUGAUCGCAGCUCAGUGCAGGCCAUGAGACUGGCUGAGAAGGAUACCAAAGCCAAGGUGGAGAAGAUCAUGGAGAUCCAGGACCUCACCACUCAGAUUGUGAAUAUAAAAAGUGAAAUCUCCAAACAGGAAGACACUCUACAGCAAUACAGGAUCUAUAAGGAUUUUCUGUACAAGCUGUCUCCCAAGGAGUGGCUGGAGGAACAGGAGAAGAAGCGGUUGGCUCUCAAAAAGGCCAAGGAGCUUGCUGAGACCCCCAAAGAGGGGAGUGUGUCCUCCAUACCAGUGGACAAAGGACCAGGGAGCAAGGGCAAGAUGGUCUCUCUGUGGGCCAGAGAGGCUCAGGGCUUGAAGAAGCCCUGGAAGCUUCUUCAGGCAGUGAGGCUGGGGCAGGUCCCAUCCAGCAGCAGCAGUGUCCAGCCUACCAGUCAGCCCAGCAUGCCUAGCCGGUUGGACUCUAAAGGGUCAAGCUCUACCCUCCCAUCCCUCCAGUCUCAGGAGGACACUGACAGUGAAGGAGAGGAGCUGCCACUGUACUUCACGGAGCCCCAGAAGCUCCUGGAUGUCUUCACAGAGCUGGAAGAGCAAAACCUGUCACUGAUCCAGAACAUGCAGGAGAUGGAAGAAACCUUGGAUGAGCUGAAACUCAUCCUGAAAAACACACAGAUCCGCAUGGACAGGGAAGUCAACCAGCUGAAGCAGUGGAUCACCACUCUGAUGAUGUCCCUUGCCAAGGAGGAGGAGACUGCUGCUGAGCUGGAGCUCAAAUCCCGAGUCUUCCACUUUGGGGAGUACAAGGGUGAUCAGCAGGACCAGCUAUUGGAGACCCUGAGCUACAAGGUGCAGGAUGUGUACCGGCAUUGUGUGGGCACCCAGCAGGAAGCCAACCUGGGCACUAUACAGAUGCUGACCAUUAUUGAGCACCAGCUGGAUGAGCUGCUUGAGAACCUGGAGCAUGUAACCCCAGCCAAGAUUGAGCAGGCUGAGAAGGCCAAGGAGAAAGAGAGGCGCAUGAAGCUUCGGGAAGAGAAAGUCCAGUUGCAAAGGCUGUUGCAGGAGGAGCGACUGCAGCGGGCUCGGGCCCGGGACCAGGCUGAGAUCAAGAAAAAGAGAGGCAGAAAACUGGUGUGCCGCUCCCACCCUCCAGCUCCCAAAGUAAAGGAGACCUCUGAUCACAUGCUGAUGGACAAGGAUAAAGAGGAGCAGCUUUUCUUCUUCACUUAGCCUUUACCAGGCUACAGCUGGCUUGGCUGAGGGUGCAGAAGAGGUUAGCAGCAGAAGCAGGCUGGGUCUGAAGGGAUCCUGACUCUGCCCUCUGUCUCUCCUAUAAGCUUUCUGAAAUAAAUUUGUUUCUUUGAUGUCUUCAUGGCCUGAUUAAGGAAGCAACCACUGUCACCAACUCUCAGCAUCCUUCUCCUUCUCAUUUAAUCCUAAGCAAAUGCCUGAGAAAAGGACUGCGAUCUUGGUUCUCA